AUGGCUGCCUCAUUUGAGACCCUGUGGCCGGCCUACGAGGCGAAAAUGAAGGCGGACGGUUGCAACGAAGCCGCCAUCAACGCGUUCAAAUACAAUUUCAAGGUGUUGUGCUCAGGCGAGUCCACCAUGAUGCCUGAGGCCUCCCUUGACCCGGUGGCGCCGCUGCCGAAGUAUGACGACUUGGACGUCGCUCUGGAGCCCGAGUUGCUGAAGCAGACGCUUGUCCUGAAGCUGAACGGCGGGCUGGGCACGGGAAUGGGGCUUGAGAAGGCGAAGUCUUUGCUCACCGUUACCGAGGGGAACAGUUUCCUCGACCUUAUCGCCAAGCAGGUGGCGUUCAUGAAGAAGAAGUACUCCCAGCUUGACCUCAAGUUCAUGCUGAUGAAUUCAUUUGCCACGGAGGCUGACACCCAAGCCGCUCUGGCCCCGUACCCAGACCUCGGCAGUGGCGCCGACCUGUCAUUUGUGCAGAACAAGGCCCCCAAGGUCACCAAGGACGGAUACACGCCAGCAAGCUGGCCCGCGUCCCCAGAGAACGAGUGGUGCCCGCCAGGUCACGGCGACCUGUACCCUGCCAUGCUCGGCAGCGGGGCUCUGGACAAACUCUUGUCCAAGGGGCUGAAGUACAUGUUCGUGUCGAAUUCCGACAACCUGGGCGCGACGAUGGACCUCAAGUUGUUAUCUUACUUUAAGAGCACUGGCGCCCCUUUCAUGAUGGAGGUCGCUGACCGCACGGACGCCGACAAGAAGGGCGGCCAUCUCGCAACGAAGAAAUCAGACGGUGGCCUCACGUUGCGCGAGUCUGCGCAGUGCCCGCCGGAGGACGAGAAGGCCUUCCAGGACACUACAAAGUAUGCCUACUUCAACACCAACAACUUGUGGGUGGACCUGGAGAAACUCAAGGCCCUCUUCGAGAAGGCUGGCGGCGCAAUUCCGCUGCCAGUGAUGCUGAACGACAAGACGGUGGACCCGCGCGACAAGAAGUCCACGAAGGUAAUCCAGCUCGAGACCGCAAUGGGCGCAGCCAUCUCCUGUUUCGAAGGCGCUAAAGCGAUCUGCAUCCCGCGGACGCGAUUCGCGCCAGUGAAGAAGUGCGACGACUUGCUGGCGCUGCGGUCCGACGCCUACGUUAUCACAGAGGAUUUCCGCAUCGAGCUCGCGCCCGAACGAGGAGGGAUGCCACCCCUGGUCAAGCUCGACGACCGCUACAAGUUCGUGGACGCCAUGGACACCAUGAUCCCCAACGGGGUGCCCUCGCUCAAGUUCUGCAAGAAGCUGACGAUCGUGGGCGAGAUCGAGUUCGCCGCUGGCGUCAUCGUCAAGGGCGAGGUCAAGAUCCAGAACUCUGGCGAGGGCAAGAAGGUCGUGGCCGCGGGCACGUACGAGGACACUACCGUGGAGCUCUAG
Molecule: messenger RNA, 1407 nt
Organism: Prorocentrum cordatum
Lineage: Eukaryota; Dinophyceae; Prorocentrales; Prorocentraceae
Source: the annotation of a GenBank genome assembly